Messenger RNA from Coregonus sp. 'balchen', 2197 nucleotides. The record is from the annotation of a GenBank genome assembly. NCBI's taxonomy places the organism in Eukaryota, Metazoa, Chordata, Actinopteri, Salmoniformes, Salmonidae.
UGGAGAAGAAAAGUAACAAAGGGACGCACAUGAUGAGAAGCGCGGGGUUGUUGCUUGGCUACUUUUUGGUGAAAGUUCUUGAAUGCGACGCGGAGGGGGAGCCAGGGCAGAAGCUGGACGGCUUUAUUAUGGUACCAACGGGUACCAACGAAUCAAAAUUGAACGGAGAGAAUAGCGUUUCCGAGAGUCCGCAUACAGAGGACAAGUGCCGGGGUUAUUACGAUGUGAUGGGCCAGUGGGAUCCGCCGUUUGUGUGCCAGACGGGCAGUUACCUAUACUGCUGCGGGACCUGUGGCUUCAGAUUCUGCUGUGAGUUUACAAGCUCGCGGCUGGACCAGACCACCUGUAAAAACUAUGACACCCCGCCGUGGAUGAUGACAGGCAGACCCCCGCCUAAGAAAAAAGACCCCACUCACGACCCCACAAAGGAUAAGACAAACUUAAUUGUGUAUAUAAUAUGUGGAGUUGUUGCCAUAAUGGCCCUCGUUGGGAUUUUCACAAAACUUGGACUUGAAAAGGCGCACCGUCCACACAGAGAAAACAUGUCAAGGUGUGUGUGCAUAGUAAACAACCCCAGCUAUCGCUGUGCGCAAUGCAGUAACAACUUUGGAUAGCCUAAAUGAAUGCAGGAAUGUAACUUUUAUUUGGGUGUCAGACGUUUCCUUAAAAUAUUUUGAUGCAUUAAAGAUGCUGUUUUGUUAAAAUAGGUGAUAACCCACUGGACACAGACAUCAGUUCAACUUCUAGUUUUGAUUUACAUUUGGUUGAAAUCAAAAAAAAAAAAAAAAAUGUAAUUGGAUUUAGGUUACCUUAAUGAUUUAGGUUACCAUUUCCUUACCUUGAUGACUUUUUUCAAGUCCAGUCAGUUUUCCCACAUCACAUAGAUUUGUUAGUUGGAAUGACAUGGAAACAACCUUGAUUCAUGAUUCAACCUGUUUUUGCCCAGUGGAAAGUGUUAAAAUAUUGAAUAAAUGGACAUGCUCAGUCCAUUUGACCACAAUUUGAUUGGCAAUCAUAGGCAAUACAUAGGCAAUACAUAGGCAGCCUACUAUAUUGUAUUUGUGAGUGGCUGUGAAUACCUGUCCAAUUGCGUUGGUGUCUUGAGAUUCCAUCAAAAUGUCAUACUUUUCAUUCUGAAUGAUUGAGAUCGCUAUACUUAAUAAUAAUGAGCACACUAUGUCCUGGUAAAACCAGAUGUGCUGUAGGUAGUAGUGUGUGAUGAGCCAUGCUCUCAUCUCCCUUGAUGUCAUUUCAUCUCACACCCACAUGGUGACAUUAAGGCCACUUUUUUUACUCCAUUACACCUGCAAUUGUUUUUAAUUAUCUCACUGCCCUAGAUUUCAUCAUUUUAAUUAGCUUCAUUAUUCUUUGACGUUAUGCGUCCACUCAAGGUUCACUUCCCCCAAAAAUGGGUUGAUUCAAUGUUGUUUCCACAUCAUUUCAACAAAAAGAUUCAAUGUGAUGACUUUGAAUCAACAUGGAAAACUGAUUGGAUUUGCAAAAAGUCAUCAACGUAAGGGAAUUUCAUAUUUUUUUCACCCAACUUUUAACCUAAAUCCAAUGACAUGGUGACAUUUUUUGUUAAUUUCAUAUUGAACUUGUGUUAGUUGACAACUCAACCAAAUGUAAAUCAAAACUAGAUGUUGAACUGACCUCUGUGCCCAGUGGGCUGCCUUUGUCUCAACAUGCGUUGGGAUCCCUACUGUCAUUUGUCAUAUAUCCCACCUACAGUAUAUUAUCAAUGCCCAAAGGAAGGUGAUCCCACUAACCCACUGUAGCAUAAAUGGUACUGUGCAUAUCAAACGAAAACCCUUUGAGCAUAUGAUAAUUGGUCAUUGGUAGGUCAUCUACAAGCACGAUGCAAGCAUGAGAAUAAUUGCUUUGAUUUAAUUGGCCUAGAUUGAAUUUGAGUCUACAUUAUUCAAACAUUAAGACUUGUAAGGAUUUCCGAUAAAUAGCAGAUAUAUAUUGAGGUUUGCAGCAUUUGAGCUACUGCUACUGUAAUUUUGGAGCUAUUUUGAUUUCCAUGUCGUGCUUUAUUAUUGAGUGGACCAGCUGAUUGAGGUGUUUGUGUUUCGUCAGGGCUCUAGCCCAGGUGAUGCGCCAGCCUGGUCCAGGAGAACACUCAGAAGACAUUGGGGUGCAUGGACAGCACUAUGACAACAUGCAAGCCAACAGGGUACCUGCUAACAGUCUC